This is a messenger RNA of Carassius carassius (crucian carp), 6692 nucleotides long. Its product is annotated as adhesion G protein-coupled receptor L2-like. Gene Ontology annotation, cellular component: neuron projection; membrane. The coding region runs from base 883 to 5397 and encodes 1504 amino acids. Gene Ontology annotation, biological process: cell surface receptor signaling pathway; adenylate cyclase-activating G protein-coupled receptor signaling pathway; brain development. Gene Ontology annotation, molecular function: G protein-coupled receptor activity; carbohydrate binding. The record is from RefSeq and is a predicted model, not a curated record. Lineage: Eukaryota; Metazoa; Chordata; Actinopteri; Cypriniformes; Cyprinidae. The transcript is spliced from 25 exons.
UUUCUUUUUGAUGCAAGCUAGAAUUACAGUGAGAAAACAUGUGCAGUCAUUGGCUGAGCAGGCCGGCCUGCCCAGUGCAUGAUGGAAUCUUUCUCCUGUGUGCCCCAAUGAAGGGCAUGUAGCAGUGCAAAUCCAAUGGAAACUGGCCAAAAGUUGUAUAUACAAAACAAAUAAUCUGCUUUACUUUCCUGCUCGGCUCUGGGUAAUCGUCUUCCACAACAGCCGUUGCUUAAGUUGUACUCGUGAUUACGUCUACGCGAUCAUUUCCUCACCGAGUCCGCAUCCGUGCGAUCCAGGAAUCCAGUUCCGGGGUUUAAGCACAGCCUCUCUCUCACAUCUCAGCUCAGCUCGCACAGAGAGAAAGCCCUCAGCCGCGGGCCGCUCUCUCUCCGGCUGGAACGGGACUCAACAACCCCGAAGAAGACGCGCAAAGGACUGAAAUAAAUAAAGAGGACUGCUUUUGCUUUUUCUCGCGUUGCUUUUUUGCUCUUUUUUUAUUAGUUGCCUUGCGAACUGCUCCGCGUCCCCGCCCCCCCCCCCCCCCCCCUCUCUCUCCUCCAGCAGGACAGACGGACUCUUUCACUGAACCCGCAUCUCUUCAUCCCGACGCGGAGGAGCGCAGGACUGAGCGCCGGUCUGCGGGAAUGUGAGCGCUCGCGCUGAGAACAAGGCUCGGAUGAGCGGAGCAUGUGCGCGCUCUGCGCUGAAACGCGCUGCUCCUGUUCGAAUACCUGCUUGUAAUUGCCUCAACUGAUUCAUUAACUUUCCGUUAGAUUUUUCUUCAACUGUCCGCUCAAUCACAAAAGGCUCGGAGGUCAAUGAUGGUUAUCUCUCAGAGUGACUUCACUGGAUCGUUGUGACUACAGUGAUUUCGACCCAGACAUGUGGAAAGCGGAGAGUCCAGUCAGAGCCAGGAUGGGAUGUUCAGAAUGGAAGUCUUUGGUCCUCUGCGGCCUGGUGUUCGUCUUGACGGUUGUACAGAGUUCAGACGGGUUUAGCCGGGCAGCCAUGCCGUUUGGUCUGGUGAGGCGGGAGCUGUCUUGCGAGGGUUACCCCAUUGACCUCCGCUGUCCAGGAAGUGAUGUCAUCAUGAUCGAGAGUGCCAAUUACGGCCGGACAGAUGACAAGAUCUGCGAUGCUGACCCCUUUCAAAUGGAGAACAUCAACUGUUAUCUGCCCGAUGCAUUCAAGAUCAUGUCUCAAAGGUGUAACAACAGAACGCAGUGCAUCGUCAUCACUGGACCAGAUGUUUUUCCUGACCCCUGCCCAGGAACAUAUAAGUACCUUGAAGUCCAGUAUGAAUGUGUUCCCUACAUUUUUGUUUGUCCCGGAACUCUGAAAGCGGUUGGAGAUCCGUCGUUUCUGUACGAGGCGGAGCAACAAGCGGGGUCGUGGUGCAAAGACCCUCUCCAGGCAGGAGACAAGGUUUAUUUUAUGCCCUGGACCCCUUACAGAACAGACACACUCAUUGAGUACAACUCGCUUGACGACUUUCAAAACUCCCGACAGACCACAACGUACAAACUCCCCCAUCGGGUCGAUGGCACGGGAUUUGUGGUAUACGAUGGCGCAGUGUUUUUUAACAAGGAAAGGACACGUAAUAUUGUCAAAUUUGACCUUCGGACCAGAAUUAAAAGUGGGGAGGCAAUUAUAAAUAAUGCCAAUUAUCAUGACACCUCACCAUACAAGUGGGGUGGGAAAACAGACAUUGACUUGGCAGUUGACGAAAAUGGCCUUUGGGUGAUCUAUGCCACCGAGCAGAACAACGGUAUGAUGGUGAUCAGUCAGCUCAACCCGUAUACCCUUCGCUUCGAGGCCACCUGGGAGACCACCUACGACAAGCGAUCGGCCUCCAAUGCUUUCAUGAUCUGUGGGGUUCUGUAUGUGGUCCGAUCCACAUACGAAGACAACGAGAGUGAAGUCAGUAAAAGCCUCAUCGACUACAUGUACAACACCAAACUGAACCGAGGUGAAUACAUCGACAUCCACUUCCCCAACCAGUACCAGUACAUCGCCGCUGUGGAAUACAACCCGCGAGACAACCAGCUGUACGUGUGGAAUAAUUUCUACAUCCUGCGGUACAAUCUGGUGUUUGGUCCACCUGAUCCAGCUCACGCACCACCUAUCUCAGAGGCAUCCACAACACCCAAGUUGCUAAAACCAACAACCACUACAACAAGCACUGCUCAACCGAGAGGUCAGGUGACUACUGUUACAACUACAGGGACCAGAGCUGUUAAUAAGACGCCCAAAUCACCAGCUGUACUUCCCCAAACCACCACGCCUCCCUCACUGGAGUCUUUCCCUCCACCUGAGCGCUUCUGCGAGAGCGUAGAGCUCAGGGACAUACUGUGGCCGCAGACACAGAGGGGCAUGCUAGUGGAACGACCCUGCCCCAAAGGAACUCGAGGCACUGCCUCCUACCUAUGUGUUCUCUCCACUGGAACCUGGAACCCAAAAGGCCCAGAUCUGAGCAACUGCACAUCCCACUGGGUGAAUCAAGUCGCACAAAAGAUCCGGAGCGGGGAAAAUGCAGCCAACCUGGCGAACGAGCUGGCCAAACAUACCAAAGGAGCCAUCUUUGCCGGUGACAUUAGCUCUACCAUGAGGCUCAUGGAGCAGCUGGUGGAUAUUCUAGAUGCUCAGUUACAGGAACUGCGACCUAGCGAGAAAGACUCCACCGGCCGCAGCUUUAAUAAGCUUCAAAAGCGAGAAAGGACGUGCAGGGCGUAUAUGAAGGCUAUCGUGGAUACAGUCGACAACCUCCUCAGACCGGAGGCUCUGAAAUCAUGGCGAGAUAUGAAUACCACGGAGCAGACACACGCCGCAACUAUGUUACUGGACACCCUGGAGGAAGGAGCCUUUGUCCUUGCUGACAAUUUAAUGGAACCGGCCAUCGUGAAAGUACCAGCCAGUAAUAUAAUUCUGGAUGUUUACGUGCUGAGCACAGAUGGGCAGGUUCAAGAUUUCAGGUUUCCCCAGAGCGGCAGGAGUGGUAUUUCUAUCCAAUUGUCUUCCAAUACGGUGAAACUCAACAGCCGUAAUGGUGUUGCCAAGUUGGUUUUUGCCCUUUAUAAGAACCUGGGGCAGUUUCUAACCACGGACAAUGCGACGAUGAAGCUCGACCACGAGGCUAACGGACGCAACCUCUCCGUGGCUGUGAAUUCCGACGUCAUUGCCGCCUCAAUAAACAAAGAAUCCAGUCGUGUAUUUAUAUCGGAGCCUGUGAUUUUCACCCUGGAGCACAUCGACAUGCAGCAUUACUAUAACUCCAACUGCUCUUUCUGGAACUACUCGGAGAGAACCAUGAUGGGAUACUGGUCCACUCAGGGCUGCAAACUCAUCCACGCCAAUAAAAGUCACACCACCUGCUCCUGUAGUCAUCUCACCAACUUUGCGGUGCUCAUGGCUCAUCGAGAGCUGCUGGGUGCAGAUAAAGUCCAGGAGCUGUUGUUAAGCGUCAUCAGUCGUGUGGGUAUCGUGGUAUCCCUCAUCUGUCUGGCCAUGAGCAUCUUCACAUUCUGUUUCUUCCGUGGGCUGCAGAGUGACAGGAACACAAUCCACAAGAACCUGUGCAUAAACCUUUUCAUCGCUGAGCUCAUCUUCCUCAUCGGAAUCGACAUGACGGAGCCCAGGAUGGCCUGCUCCAUAAUUGCAGGAAUCCUGCAUUACUUUUUUCUGGCAUCUUUCGCAUGGAUGUGUUUGGAAGGAGUUCAGCUCUAUCUGAUGCUGGUGGAGGUCUUCGAGAGCGAAUAUUCACGCAGGAAGUAUUUCUACAUGACGGGAUACCUCCUCCCCGCUGUGGUCGUGGGCGUUUCCGCUGCUGUAGACUACAGAAGCUACGGGACAAAGAAAGCAUGUUGGCUCAGGAUGGACAAUCACUUCAUCUGGAGUUUUAUCGGACCCGUCACCUUCAUUAUUAUGCUCAAUCUCAUCUUCCUGCUCAUCACGAUGUACAAAAUGAUGAAACACUCUACAUCGCUGAAACCUGAUUCCAGCCGGCUGGAGCACAUCAAUAAUUAUCGCGUCUGUGAUGGCUAUUAUAAUUCUGAUUUGCCUGGCUAUGAAGAUAAUAAACCAUUUAUCAAGUCGUGGGUCAUGGGCGGCUUUGCUCUGCUGUGUCUCUUGGGCCUCACCUGGUCAUUUGGGUUGUUCUUUAUCAGCGAGUCGUCCGUUGUCUUGGCGUAUCUCUUCACCAUCUUCAACACUUUCCAGGGCAUGUUUAUCUUCACCUUCCACUGCCUGCUUCAGAAGAAAGUUCGGAGAGAGUACAGCAAAUGCCUCCGACACACGUACUGCUGUAGCGGGAUCACGACUGAGAGCUCACACAACUCCACAAAGACCUCAACAACACGGACAAGCGCUCGCUAUUCCUCUGGUACUCAGAGUCGAAUCAGAAGAAUGUGGAACGACACAGUCAGAAAACAGUCGGAGUCUUCUUUCAUCUCAGGAGACAUCAACAGCACAUCAACCCUCAACCAAGGAAUGACGGGCAAUUAUCUUCUUACUAACCCUCUUCUGAGACCACAAGGCACUAAUAACCCCUACAACACCUUAUUGGCUGAAACAAUCGUAUGUAACACACCAACGGUGCCAGUCUUUCACUCUCCAGUGACCUACAGAGAGACAAGACACUCGGUGACCAGCGGCAGAGAUACGAACACGUUCGGGACUCUACCACUCAAUGGCAACUUUAAUAACAGCUACUCACUUCAUAACUACAGCGACAGCGUGCAGGUGGUGGAUUGCGGGCUCAGUCUUAACGAUACGGCCUUCGAGAAGAUGAUCAUCUCCGAGCUCGUGCACAACAACCUCAGGGCCGCCGAGUCCCGGAUCAGCACCAAAAAGGGGGUGGGGAUCAGCAGGGGGGAGGAGCCUGUGGUCGCAGAGAUGUCAUCCCUGGUGCAGGUGGGUGGGGACAGCGAGAUGGACGGUCUGGGCCUUCACCACACGCAUCCCCGCACGCUCGAAGCCCCACUCAUCCCCCAGCGAACUCACUCGCUCCUGUACCACACGCAGGAGAGAGCGAGGGCCGACACGGACGGAGGGCCUUCGCAUCCCCACAGCUACAUCGGCCAGUUCCCGGCUCCAGCCGAGACCGCCCUGCCCUCCCCCAACAGAGACUCGGUGUACACCAGCAUGCCAAACCUCAGAGACUCGCCAUUCUCGGAGAGCAGUCUAGACAUCGGCCAGGAUCUCUCGCCAUCCAAACACAGUCCGAGCGAAGACGUUUACUAUAAAAGCAUGCCCAACCUGGGGUCAGGCCAGCAGCUGAACGCGUAUUAUCAGAUGAGCAGAGACAGUAGCGAGGGCCUCAUCAUCCCCAUCUCUAAAGACGCCUGUGUCCCCGAGGGGGAUGUACGAGAGGGACAAAUGCAGCUGGUCACAAGCCUUUAAAACUAACUAUAAGCACCGCCCACCAUGUACACAGCCCCGCCUAUCCACAGAUGGCAGAGUGGUCUUCCUUUUUUAGCCUCCCACAUAACUGCACACAUAAUGGAGAAGUACCGCUGCUGUCCAAUGUGUUACAGGCAGGCCCAAACGGAAUCUGCAGACUUUUUAUUGCACUUUCUGUGCUGAUUUUUAGCUGGAAAUUUGCCAUGUAAUGGAUAACGUUGGUGAAAUGGAUCAUGCCUUGUUUUUCGGUAAAAUGUAUUUAAAAAAAUGCAUAAACCUGAUAUUAAGAUUUCUUGAAUUAUAUUUUUUCUUACCCCACUGGCAAAUUGUAUUAUUAUUAAUAUAAUUGUUGUUGUUGUUACUUCAAUUUUACUGACUUCAAACAGGGUAUAAAUACUUUCCCUUGUCUUACCUUCCAACCUUUUUCCUACCUUUCCCACCGCUUGGUGUUCCUGGUCAAAAAUGGUAUACAUUGCCAAAAUGAUGCUAAAAUAAUGUUGUUUUUACUCAAAAACUGAGGUGCAUAAGCCAGAGCUGCCAGGACUUCAUAAUAAAACCAACCCAACUGCUACUCCAAACUAGCCCUAUCACAUCCAAACAAGCUCAAUAGCAGGGUUUCCACGGGGGUCGUACACAGUCGAAAACGCAUUACAGAGGGGUAGGGGAUUUCGCUUUAACCUGCGGACUAAAAAAACAACCCGCAGCAGGAAAAGUGCGGAUUUGGCAACUCUAGCAUAAGCGCAGAUCACUGCAGCCAACACUCAUUCAGUUCCAAAACAGAAACAACAAUAACUGUGCUAAAUGCAAGAAAACAAAAAGUUGACAAAUAUAUUCAGUCCAAGAUUUGAUGAUAAUACAUCUUAAGAUAUGUACAAAUUUUAAAUGACCAGCAACACCACAUUAGGUAAAGGAUUUUCAGCACAGCACAAGGGUUAAGAAGGUUUAUUCUUAAAAGGGAAAAAAUGCCAAUGGGGUGAGAAACAAUCUUAAGACAUACUUCAGCAAGUAUAAUGUUGUUUAAAUAAACGUUUUUACUGGAAAACUAGUAUUGAAACAUAGUUUGCCAUUUCUAAUUGUUACCCUGUUUUUGGUAGCUGAAUGUAAUCAAAUUAGCCACAAUUAUUUACAAGCAAGCAAGGGUCGGAUGAAGUGUACAGUAAAACUUUGAGAAUUGAGGGCCUUUCAAUGUUCUGUGGUUGCAGAUUCCGUGUGGGCCUGGUUAUAGAAAUACAGUUUCACUUAAAAAAUAAAUAAAUAAAUAAAUCAAAAUAAAACUAAGCCAAAAAAAAAAAAAA